GCCGAAUCAUCUUUUCUGCCAUUCACUUGCUGCUAUUACGUUUGUGUCAAGAGAAUUUGCAGAGUGAAUUAUCAACAAGAAAAACGCAAAAGUGCAAAUAAUGACGGGUGUUGUGACUGGAGGGGGCACAAGAAAGAAGAGUGGCAGUUCAUGCCCAUUUGGUGAAGGGUUUUACAGUAAGAUAACGAAACUGAUGCUAUCGAAGGACAGUAAUGCUGUCAAGGAACUUCGAGAGUGUGUCAAAAUGGUAAGCGCAGCGAAACUGACGCCAAAUGAUGAGUUCUGGGACAGUGGAGAUGAGAUAGCGCCAGUAGAUGCACAGGCGCCUUCACCGGCAGGCCCAUCAUCUACUUCAGAAGCGCGACCAACGGGCGCGAAAAAAUCUGUGACAGAUCGCCCGCGUAUUAUACACUUGGAUGCGCUGCCAACUGCGGAAAAACGAGCUGCUGCAAAAGCAAAAGUCGAUCCACCGCCAGUACCUGAAAAGAAGAGAAAAGGUCCGGUCGGUUUACCCGCUGCACGACGUUCCGAUGACUCUGAUUCGGAUGAUUCGAAAACUUCUGAGAAGCCAUGCAAGAAAUGUGGCGAGAAAUCGACAACAGCUUCGAACUCGGUAUUUACUUGUGAAGGUUGCCACACGUCAUAUCAUCAAAAAUGUCAUAAGCCAGAAAUAACAGCACAACAAUCUGGUGAUCCUCGAUUCAUCUUUAUAUGUGCAGAAUGUAGUGGAAAAGCUGUAGCGUCAACGAAAUCACGUUCAUCCAGCCCAAAAUUGACAGCAAAAGCUGAGGGAACUCGUGGAGCUGCGAUGGCGCCUCGUUCAGGAUCGGACAUCUCAGCUACAUUCGAGGCAUAUAAAAGAAAAAAAGAACGCCAGGUGAUGAAAGCGAAGGCCGGUUUGUCGAAAUGAUCACUAAUUAACAACAUAUGAGAUCAAU
Molecule: messenger RNA, 938 nt
Organism: Cylicocyclus nassatus
Lineage: Eukaryota; Metazoa; Nematoda; Chromadorea; Rhabditida; Strongylidae
Source: the annotation of a GenBank genome assembly